Molecule: messenger RNA, 663 nt
Organism: Magnolia sinica
Lineage: Eukaryota; Viridiplantae; Streptophyta; Magnoliopsida; Magnoliales; Magnoliaceae
Product: glutaredoxin-C1-like
Exons: 1
Coding region: 55-390 (111 amino acids)
Source: RefSeq, a predicted model, not a curated record
UAUCUUUCUUUCAGUCAAGUUUCCAACCUCUCUCUCUCCCCCAAUAUUGCUAGGAUGGACCGGGUGAUGGGAUUGGCGGGCCAGAACGCGUUGGUGAUCUUCAGCAACAGCUCAUGUUGCAUGUGCCACUCCAUCAAAAGGCUCUUCGGUGAGCUUGGUGCCCAUGCAACUGUUUAUGAGCUGGACCAGGACUCCAGGGGAAAAGAAACAGAGAAGGCAUUGGUCAGGCUACUAGGUCGUAGCUCACCUCUACCAGCUGUGUUCAUUGGCGGUAAGCUGGUAGGUUCUUCCAACGAGGUGAUGUCUCUUCACCUCAAGGCCGACCCCACUCGAGCAAGCAAGAGCCAUCUGAUAAUGCUGCUCAAAGAAGCAAGAGCCAUCUGGCUCUAGUGCAACUCAAAUUCUGCUAUGAAAUUGCAAAAAAGAAUCAGUCACACAGACAUAUAAGAUAGAGUUUCUCCUGCAUUUCUUGAGACAUCACGCCUUAUGAACGUUUUAAGUCUUAGUUAUGUAUUAAAGUUAUAUAUGGAGUCUUAAGUUAAUGGUAAUUUAAAAUACCAUUCGUUAGGGUUUUGGUGAAGAGCGUGGUGUAUUGAUGAGGAGAAAUGUUUCUUUGAAAUUAAGUUAAGUGGGUGUUUUGAAUCUGAAAUAUAAUAUCUUCUA